AUGCAAUGGACGAGAAAGUCCAAGAGAUAUUCAAUAGUCUCAAGCACCUCAAUAUCUUCCAAUGUAAAGACAUCCAUCUCGAAGCUUUCUUUCGAUAUCUCAUUGGAGAUCAUAAUUUGGCAAUCUCACCAUCUCUUGGGGACGCUGACUACUCCGGUCCAACUUAUCAAGUGUCUGCAGGCUAUUAAGGACUACGCAUUUUAUGCUUCUGAAUAUCCUGUUGUAGCAACUUUUGAGGACCACUUUAAUUCAGAUCUUCAAGCUAAAGUGGCUCAGAUGGUCACUAGAACAUUUGGAGACAUGUCGUUCUACCCUGAGUCAAACCUAAAGGAGUUCCCUUCACUAGAAUUUUUGAAGAAAAUAAUUUUGAUCUCCACCAAACCACCAAAAGUAUUCCGUGAGUUUCAGCGUAUGGAGGUAAAAGGGAAUACACAGAAGGUGAAGGCUUCAACAGAGGAAAAACCUUGGGAGAAUGAGAACCUAGCUGUUGGCAAUGAAAUCAAAACUGAUGACACGGUGAAUGUGAAUAGUGUCAAUUUUUCUUUGACAGUUAGUGCACUGCAUGUCACCAACUUAAUUACAGUCUCACGAUUGUUGACAGGAUGA
Ilex paraguariensis (yerba mate) is the source of this 606-nucleotide messenger RNA. The record is from the annotation of a GenBank genome assembly. NCBI's taxonomy places the organism in Eukaryota, Viridiplantae, Streptophyta, Magnoliopsida, Aquifoliales, Aquifoliaceae.